UGUUGGAAAACAUGGAUCGUCUGUAAAUCUCUUGGUCUCUCUGUCUCAGUCUCUCUCUCUAUCUGUCUCUGGCCUGUACAGGAAGUGAAAGACCUCCGAGGAGACGUGCAGGAUGUCUGAGGCCUUCACGCCUCGCACCAGAGGAGCCAGAGGAGCUGAGGAGAUCCUGGAUGAGAUCUACUCCGAUCUGCUCGAGUGCAAAGUGUGUUUUGAGACGUUUUCGUCCGAACCGAGAGCUCGAAGACCACGCAACCUGCCCUGCGGUCACGUGAUCUGUCUGGGGUGCGUCUGUGCCCUGUCUCACGCCGUGUCACACCGUCUGGAGUGCCCUUUCUGCAGGAAGCAAUGCGAUCAAGGUGGCACCUACGAAUGCCAGGUCCUCGUUGACCUUCAGGAUAUGAUCUGUUCGUAUUUCCCCAAAAAAAAGCCCCGGGAUCGGGAGGGAGAUCUGGGGUCAGGGGUCAUGCGCCUACAUGGCAUCUUCGGAGGAUGGGGUCCACUCAUCAACCCAACUGGUGUGGCUGUGUCCAGAACGACACAGGAUGUCCUGGUGGUACAUGGAGGGCACGAGAGAGUGAGCGUGUUCGGUUGUCGUGGUCAGUUCUUGCGUAGUUUCGGGCGCUACGGUCACGACAGCUUUCAAAUCUGCCAUCCGUUAGAUGUUGCUGUUACUCCCGGCGGCCAUGUUGUCGUGACGGAUGCAGGAGAUCGUUCGGUCAAGGUGUUCUCAUUGACAGGAAGUCCUGUGGCCACCGUCUCAGACCUGUUUCAGCUGCCUUGGGGUGUUGACGUGGACCUCUCGGGGAACAUCCUAGUGACGGACGCAGAAGCCGGGACACUUUGGCAGGUCGUCAUGGACUUCGAACGUGGCGUGGUUUUGGUAAAGAAGCUGAUGCUGGAAGAUCUAAAGACUCCACGAGCUGUCGCUUGCUGUAGAGCGUCUGGACGCGUCGUAGUGGUGGAACAUCUCCAGACUGGGGAACGUCCCAAGGAAGACGCCACGAUGACGCGGUUGAAGGUGUUCAGCAGCGAUUUCGUCCUCCUCGGGCAGCUGGACGGUUUCAGUCCGCACCUGCCGGGGCUGAGCGUCUCGUCCAUAACUUUUAACAGAAACGGCGAGUUAAUCGUAGCUGAUGUGCAGCAGGGAAGCGUGUGGAGUCUGGGAGACGUCCACAAAGCACCAGAGUUAAUUCCACUCGUUAGAGAAGGGCUGGUGCGUCCGGCGGGAUUAGUGGCGACCGACGAGGACACGCUGAUCGUCCUGGAUGCCGGAGAUCACACCGUCAAGACGUACACGACCGACCCCGAGGACUUAUACGGCGAUAAAACGUGAAAAAUCGUAACCGUGAUGUCAGAAGGUUGUAUGUACAUGAGAUCGCUGGUCAUCUCAGAUCAAAUUCAGCAUCGGAAAAUCCCCAGAAUAAUUACAGUGUCCAUUUGUAAUCUUGUUACAAAUUUUUCAAAGA
Molecule: messenger RNA, 1466 nt
Organism: Ictalurus punctatus (channel catfish)
Lineage: Eukaryota; Metazoa; Chordata; Actinopteri; Siluriformes; Ictaluridae
Product: E3 ubiquitin-protein ligase NHLRC1
Exons: 1
Coding region: 113-1333 (406 amino acids)
Biological process (GO): negative regulation of translation; proteasome-mediated ubiquitin-dependent protein catabolic process; protein polyubiquitination
Molecular function (GO): protein binding; ubiquitin protein ligase activity; translation repressor activity
Source: RefSeq, a predicted model, not a curated record